This is a messenger RNA of Dromiciops gliroides (monito del monte), 1989 nucleotides long. RefSeq names its product solute carrier family 25 member 53 (gene SLC25A53). The transcript is spliced from 2 exons. NCBI's taxonomy places the organism in Eukaryota, Metazoa, Chordata, Mammalia, Microbiotheria, Microbiotheriidae. The record is from RefSeq and is a predicted model, not a curated record. Bases 210 to 1130 code for a protein of 306 amino acids.
CCCCUGCCUAGGGUACUUGGUCCAGAACGCGGGAGAAGCGGAGUCGGAGACCUGGCGGAGGGAGGGCCCGCCGUGGCCGCCUGGAGGACGAACGGACGGGAGAAGAGCGCUCCCGCUCCCGUUCUCCCUCCGGGCGGCCGCGGCGGGGACAGUGGCGUCGGGGGCAGCUCCGGUCCAGUCAUUUCCAGCCCAAGCCUGCUGUUAGCAGCAUGGGGGAGCAGCGUGAGGCUCCCCGUGGAGAACCUGAAGAAGUCAAAAGAGAAAAGAUCCCGGAAGACCCCCGGUGGCUCUCCCGAAGCUACAGCCUUGGGGCCAUUUCCAGCUUCCUGUCUACAUUUGUGACUUUUCCCAUCUACAAGGCUGUGUUCCGCCAGCAGAUCCAUGCUGUGUCUGUCCCGGAGGCUGUCCAUCAACUGCAGCAGGAGGGCCUUCACCGCUUCUACCGGGGAAUCUACCCACCCCUUCUGGCCAAGACCCUUCAGGGGACCCUGCUCUUCGGCAUCCAUGACAACCUGCUCCAAGCUCUCUCUCCCACUGGAUCCUCCAGGCUAUGGCAUCACUGGGUGGCCGGCUUUCUGUCAGGGGCGGUAGAAGCUGUGGUGUUGACCCCCUUUGAACGAGUACAGAACGUGCUUCAAGAUGGACGGAAGGAUGCCCGCUUCCCCAGCACCUCCAGCAUCCUACGGGAAUUCCACUCCUACGGCUUAUGGGAACGGCUAGCCAUGGGUUACUAUCGGGGCUUCUUGCCUGUCCUCCUGAGAAACAGUCUGGGAAGUGCCCUGUACUUCUCUUUCAAAGAUCCCAUCCGAGAUGGCCUGGCUGAACAAGGUCUGCCCUGCUGGGUCCCAGCUCUAGUGGCUGGCAGUGUCAACGGGACCCUCACAUGUCUACUGCUUUACCCACUCAGUGUCCUAGUUGCCAACAUGCAGUCACAGGUAGGUUGGCAGGAAGCGCCAGGCCUGCGGGCUUCUGCUCAGGCUGUUUGGGAGGAUCGGGGACGAAAACUGCUUCUGAUCUACCGAGGUGGUUCCUUGGUCAUCCUACGUUCCUGUGUCACCUGGGGACUUACCACGGCUAUCCAUGAUUUCUUGCAGGAAAGCAACUGCCCCAGGGUGGAGGAGAGUGACUGAGUAGCCUCAGAGGCAGCCCAGAGGGUGUUAGGACUGUGUUCUUACAGCCUGGGUCUACAGUAGGCCAAUGACUCCCCACUGGGUCUGUUUGCUUCUUCUGAUCCUAGAGACCCAAGAGCAGUUAUUCAGUUAGGAGAUGAGAGCAGUUCCCAGCAAUUAGGUUACCAGUUUAUUUUAUCAUAUGGUGGCAUUAAUUUCAAUAUGUCGCUCCAGUCAUCACUGUGGGUGCUCUCCCCUGGACCAAUACAGAAUGAAGAUUCCCAACAACUUGAUAGAUGGUCUUUCCGAUUUCCUCUAGCCGAAACAAUCAAUCAAACUGCUGCCAACCCGGCAAUGGGCCUCUCCAAACAGAGCUGGACUGGUGCUUGAACAACAGAUUUCAAGUUUAUCACCCAGGCCUCUACUCGAAGCCUUUCCAGCUUGGUGGACCCAUUGCCACAGAGAGAGACGAGAGGAGGACUCCAGGGAAGAACACCCACGUUAUCUUCCUGCUAUCAACAAAGCUACACAGCAUCCCUUAGGUCAUAGAAGCAUCUCAGCGCUUUCCAUCCACAGCUUCCUGACCCCGUCCUUGGCUUCAGCUUUCAGGGGCUGCCAGACAGAAGGCUGUGUGUGCCCUGAGGUCGAAAAGAUUUUCAAGAAAGCCAUCGGGAAGAAUAAAAGAAUGUGAGGGGCUAGGGGAGCAAGACCCACAGUUUCAAAAUACCACCCUUAACAAUAUAAGGAUCCUAUGGUAACUCUCUCGGAAAUGAACAGAUCAAGUCAAUUCAACAGGCAUGUUUUGGGCACCAGGCAUUGGGCUAGAUGCUAAGAAUACAAAGGAAAGAAAAAGUCUCUUGACCUGAAGAAGCUUACAUGG